AUGGAGGUGGUCCGUCGGUCACUGGGGUUUGAUAAGGCUUGGGGGGCUUUAAAUAACAAGGUUUGGGUGUUCUGGUUUAGUGAGAUGACAGUGAACUUUAGGGAAUUCGCCGAACAGCUUCUGCAUAUGCACAUUGGGUUCUCUUCGGGGUGCUCGAUUCAAUUUUCGGCAGUUUAUGCUCGAUGUUCGAGGGUGGGGCGCCGCGAGUUGUGGUCGGCCAUGGAAGGUUUGUCGGGGGAGGUGCGUGGCCCGUGGUUAGUGGCAGGGGAUUUUAAUGUUAUUGCCAAUAUGCAGGAGCGUCUGGGGGGGUCCCCGGCAAAUCACAGAAAUAUGGAGGAAUUUAAUGAGUCGACGGGAAUUUGUGGCUUGUCCGAGGUGCCUUUUGAUGGUGCUGCAUUUACAUGGACGAAUGGUAGGGUGUGGCAACGCUUGGAUAGGGCCUUGAUGAAUCGGGAGUGGGCGGAUGGAUUUGAUCUCUCACAUGUUUCACAUUUGGCCAGGGGCCGCUCGGAUCAUGCACCCCUCCUGAUCUGUUGUCAGAACGGGAGUCAUCCCAAACGCUCUUUUAAAUUCCUGAAUGUUUGGAGGGGCCAUCCUGGUUUUAAGGAGGUGGUUCAGUGCAGUUGGGCAAAGCCGGUGGAGGGCGAGGGGAUGGUGAGGUUCUACAAUAAGUUGAAAGCGGUGAAGGUAAAGGAUGCCGAGGACAUUAUGAAACAGCGUGAGGAGGAAUUUGAUACGAGCCGAGAUCCUGCGGCCAGGGCUUCAUUGGAGGAGGCAAAGGCGGUUUACGCUAGGAAUUUGGCUGCGGAAUGUGCGUAUUGGAGACAGAAGGCGGGUAUCAAAUGGUUACAGGUUGGGGAUGCUAAUACUGCAUACUUCCACUCGCGGUAUCGGCAGCGUCGGAACUCCAAUUUUGUGGCGCGCAUUAAGGAUGCGGCAGGGGCAUGGUUGGAGGACAUACAAGACAUUCGCAGGUCAGCAGUGGAGUCCGUAUCCUCCUUGUUUGCUUCUGAGCAACAUGGGUGGCAGCCUCCAGUGAUUCCCUUCACGCUUCCUCAGCUUUCCGCAGCGGAUAAUGGGAUGCUCGUUGCACUUCCGGAGCUGGCAGAAUUGCGGGAGGUGGUUUUUGGCCUGGAGGCGGAUAGUGCACCGGGGCCGGAUGGGUUUGGGGCCGGUUUUUAUCAAGGGUGUUGGGAGAUAAUUAAGUCGGAUUUGCUGGAGGCGGUGAAGGCCUUUUUUCAGGGAAUGGGUUUGCCUAGGAGCUUUACUAGCACCUCUAUUGUUCUUCUGCCUAAGAUUGCGGGUGCCACGUGCUGGAAAGAUUUUAGACCAAUCAGUUUGUGCAACACCUGCUCCAAAGUAAUUUCAAAGCUGGUUGCUCGUCGGUUGGGAAGAGUACUCCCGACUUUAGUCUCUCCGUGGCAAACAGGUUUUGUACCUGGACGGGGGAUAACGGAUAACAUUCUGCUCACUCAGGAGUUGGUGAUGGAUUUAGAUAGGCGCUUGCGUCAUCCGAAUUUAAUGCUAAAAUUGGAUAUGGAGAAGGCUUACGAUAGGAUUGAGUGGCCCUUUCUGCUGUUUAUGCUGAGGCAAUUCGGUUUUCAGGAAAGGGUGGUGGAUAUGUUCUAUAGGUUGGUGUCUAAUAAUUGGUUUUCGGUCUUGGUAAAUGGUGAGGCUGCUGGUUUUUUCAAGUCGACGCGGGGUGUUCGGCAGGGGGACCCGGUGUCUCCCGGUCUUUUCGUGUUAGUAACUGAAUUUUUGGGUCGAGGCUUGCACCACUUGUUGCUCGGUCGGCCGGAGAGGUUCUUCGUGUCGGCCGGGUCUCAGGUGCCUUAUCUUGCGUUUGCAGAUGACAUGCUUGUUUUUACGAGAUGUUCUGAAGAAUGCCUGAGUGUGAUCAAGGAUUUUCUUGAGGAGUACCAGCAGGCAUCAGGUCAGAAGGUAAAUGUCAAUAAGAGUGCUUUCUUCUUGGCGUCAGGAGCCACUCUGGGGCAGGAGCAGAUGGUAACGAGGGUCCUGGGUUUUCAUAGGGCGGGUUUCCCUUUUACGUAUUUGGGUGCUCCUAUUUACAAAGGGCGUCGUUUGAGUUUGUUGUUUGACGGCAUAGUGGCUAAAAUGCGGGCGCAUCUUGGGCACUGGAGUACCAAGUUGCUCUCAUUUGGGGGUAAGCUGGUUUUAGCGCGGCAUGUUCUGGCUUCGUUGCCUAUGUACUUGCUUCAAGUGCUAAACCCUCCAAAGGCGGUGCUCACACGCUUGGGUAAUAUUUGUAACUCCUUUUUGUGGGAUCAUAAGGGGGAGAGGCGGUUGCAUUGGGCCUCAUGGGAGAAGUUGUGUUUCCCGACUGAUGAAGGGGGUUUGGGUUUCAGAUCUUUUAAGGACAUGGCUAGGGCUUUUGCGGCUAAACUAUGGUGGAGGUUUCGGAGUGGUGACUCCAUUUGGGCGGAAUUCAUGCAUGUAAAAUACAGUACUGGUUGUCACCCGAUGGAGGCCUCGUCUGCCCGCCCUUCACCUACUUGGAGACGCCUAGAGGUGAUAAGGUUAGUGGUGGAGCCGAAGAUUAGGUGGUGUAUUGGGGAAGGUCUGGUGGACUUUUGGAAGGAUAUAUGGGCUUUCGAUGAACCUUUGGAGGUGGUGGUGGCUGGAAUGGAGCAGCCGCAUUUUCUUGUGUCGGAAUUUAUUACUAACGAUGGAUGGGAUGAGGUUCGUCUUGCCCAGUGGGUGCCGGAGUCGGUUAUCUUGGUGAUCAAGGAGAUUCCCUUUGAGGUUUCCCAGAAGGAUAGAUUGGUGUGGGCGCCUUCUCCAUCAGGUCUUUUUACGGUGAAGUCGGCAUGGGAGGUGCUGCGCCAACGGAGGAGUCCCUCCUUGGUUGACUCUCUCCUUUGGCAGCCAGCUUUGCCAGCAAAGAUGGCGUUCUUAGCAUGGCGUCUGGUCAGAAAAUUUAUUCCUUUGGAUGUGGUGCUGAAAUCGCGGGGGGUGUCGUUUCCUUCCAGGUGUGGGUGUUGCUAUGGGGAGGAGGAGGAUCUCUUGCAUGUGUUUGUGACAGGUCCGAUUGCGUCGCAAGUUUGGAAGCAAGUGUCUAGUCGUUUUGGGUUUCAGUUGCGGAAUUGCACUACCAUGGCUUCGGUUUUCAUUGCUUGGUUUCUAACUUCAGAUGCAUCGGCGAAGAAUCAUAUUAGGGUGAUAUUGCCAAUUGUGGUGUGUUGGUUUAUCUGGUUGGCUAGGAACGGGGAGCGUUUUCAAGGAGGGCGUUGGGAGGUCAAUGGGAUAAUUCGAGAUGUAGAUAAUUUUAUAGAACAGUUGGGGAAGGCUAAUAGGCUUCAUCGGUCCCAGUUCAGGGGUGAUGCAGAUUGUGAGUGGCUGCGGUUGGUCAGAGGUGAUCCUAGGCGAAGAUCCCCAUGUGCGAUUGCCUGGAAUAAGCCGCCCUGUGGAAAGUUAAAAUUGAAUUCGGACGCCAGUGUGAUUCAAGGGAAGGCCACGGGUGGGGGGCUGCUGCGGGACUAUCAGGGGAAAUUGAUUUUUGCAUUUUAUAAGGAGUUUGGGGAUCAGGGGGUGUUAGAGGCAGAGUGUAUGGCGCUCCUGGUUGGGUUGCAGUUGUGUCAUCAACGAGGGGUGGUUCCUUCGUUGGUGGAGGUAGACUCCAAGGCUUUGGUUCAGUUGGUUGUAUCAGGGGCGGUUGCAAAGUGGCCAUUAUGUAAUAAUUUAAGGAAGGUUAGAAAUCUUCUGGAGGGGUUUUCUGCUGCCAUCUACCAUGUUUUCCGGGAGGCCAAUGUACCCGCAGAUAGGCUUGCAGCGGUUGGGUUAAUGGGUUCCCAGGUUUUUGAUCAGGAUCACCAAGUGCCGGCGAUUGUUCGGUCUGCCAUCUUAUUGGAUUCAUGGGGAGUGCCAGGGGUGCGGUGGAUCAGUGAGGAUGUUGUGGUUAGCAGCCUUUAG
Molecule: messenger RNA, 3930 nt
Organism: Coffea arabica (coffee)
Lineage: Eukaryota; Viridiplantae; Streptophyta; Magnoliopsida; Gentianales; Rubiaceae
Source: RefSeq, a predicted model, not a curated record